AUGGAGGCGCAGGACCGACCACAGCCCGGGACCAAGCCCAGUACCAACCGCGUCAGGCCCGGGAAAGGCGAUGUGAAGGUAGGCCUACGGCUGACCUCAAGUGGAUUUAGAACGGUACUCCAUGCACAUUGUUUACCGUACUCGACUAAUACACUAACAGUACAUAUUUUGGGUUGUGGCCCCAGACAAGCACACCUGAUUCUACUUGUCAACUAAUCAUCAAGCCAUUGACUAGGUCAGGGGUGUCAAACUCAUUCCAUGGAGGGCCUAGUGUCUGCAGGUUUUUGGUUUUUCCUUUCAAUUAAGCCCUAGACAACCAGGUGUGGGGAGUUCCUUACUAAUUAGUGACCUUAAUUCACCAAUCAAGGACAAGGGAGGAGUGAAAACCCGCAGCCACUAGGCCCUCCGUGGAAUGAGUUUGACACAUGUGGACUAGGUGAAUCAGGUGUUUUUGUCCAGGGCUACAACAAAUGUGUGCUGUUGGGGGUACUACUCAAGGCCCGGAGUUGGGAAACACUGCUCUAGUCUACAGGCAACAGGUCUCUCCUUUCCAGUCUUCAGUCCAACCACACACUAGCGGUUCUGGGGUUCUUGACAACAAGCUUGGACCCCCUUGUGGCCCCCCUAAAUGCGGAGUCUGAAAUAAUUAUCACAUUUUUUUUACAUCAGUUAUUAGAUCGUGGCAAAGCGCAACACUAAAGCAACCCAACACAUUUUCUAGUGGGACUCCUUUAGGCGGAAUACAACAGUAUUUUACCACAUGGAUCUGCCAGUUUUUUUCUAUUCAGAAGUUGAAAGAAAUUCGGCGCGAAUUAUAUCGUUCAAGCAAGAAGAAGGAAAUAAAGAGAGGUGAGCAAAAUGUUUAAUAUGUUGUAUUUGUAACAUAGGUAACUACUAAAUGCAUUACAGAAGUGUAACGUUAGAUCAGCUAAUGUUAAACUGGCCGUGUGUUACUUUCUUUGUGAAUGAUUAACGAAUUAGCUUGAAUCCUGGGCUAUGUAUUCGUUUGCAUUGUUUUUGGUUUAGUUUUGUAGCUAAUUCUAACAGUCAGGCAUCGAAAAUGUAUGGCAAUAUGAAAGAGGAUGUAAUAUUUGAUCAAAAACGCAUGGUGCUGAGUGCUUUUACUUAAACCACACUCAGUAAACGCAUUGUAACGUUAAAAGGUUAGACAUGAAAGCUAGCUACCUAGCAAGUCAAUUAUUUUCAGGAAAUGAAUUAAUAAGCUUGGUCCCCAUUGCUUUUGCUCUACAGUUCUCACCAAAAUGAAGAGAAAAAAGGACUUAAUGUCCUUCUUUCAAAGAAAAGACAAGGCAGAAAGUCAGAGCCAGAGGGUCAUGGAGAGAGCAGAGAGCAUGCAGAGAGAGAGCAGGAAGACUUGUCCAUUGGAGAGACUGAGAGUGAAGGCAUAGUAGAGCAGGAAGGUGAGACAGAUGGAGAGGCUGAGGGGAACAUAGAGGCUGAGAGUGAGACAGAGGUGCGUCCACAAGCAGUGGACCAUCAGUAAAUCUGUGGUUACUUGUAAAGCAGUGCAAUAAGUCAGUUUAUGUGGUGUAUAGAAAUGUGUCGGUUUAUGAUUUAAAUGAUCUCAUUUAACAUGCUGUUGGGCUUGUGAUAUAGAUAUCAGAUGGAUUUCAGAAGUUGUCUGAUGGCAUGUGUCUAAAAUUACCCAAAUAGAUACUUUUAAUUAUAGUUUUUUUUCUUCGACAGAUAUCAGCAAAUCCAGAGAGGACCCACCGGUGCAGCCAGUGAUGAACAUGGACCCAAGAACUCUGAUGGGGGACAGGAGGAGGAGCUUCAAGGCUGCCUGAUACCACAUCCACCCCUGGCUUGAUUAUUCAAAAAAAUCAGACUGUGUUUUGUUACGCCUGCAGGCAUUUUAGCCCUCCCAAAGUCUCAGAGACUGUAUUUGAUUCAAUUGGGUUUUAACAACUGUAAGAAGGCAACUUACAAAGAGGGGGGAUUUGCAAUUCAUGUAAGGUCUGAGUGGCACAAACAAGCAAUGAUUACAUGGAGAGACUAUCAGAAAGAUAUAACAAGUAAUGCAACACUGGUAAAUGCCCUAAACAAGCAACACAACAAACAGGUUCAAGAAAAUCGGGACUAUAUUAAAACAAUAGGAGAAGUACUACUACUUACAGCCACACAAAACAUUGCACAGAGGACACGAUGAGUCUGCUAAUAAAGGAAACUUCAUGGCAAUCCUAGAAACAAUAGCUAAGCAUGACACAACUGUGAAAAAAAGGUUGACUUCCAUAAUGCAAAAUACACAAGCAAAGGGAUUCAGAAUGAGGUUCUGAGUUGUUUGGCAGACAUGGUUAGAACAAAAAUUAUAGAAGAAUUUAAAGACAGUGAGGUCUUAAGCAUAAUGGCAGACGAAACAAAAGAUGUAAUAAAAAAUAAAAAAAAGAGCAGAUAUCUCUAGUACUCAGGUACUAUUUCAGUGGAGCUGUCCAUGAGAGCUUUCUCCACUUUGAAUCGGCUGAUCGACUAGAUGCAGCAGGGCUUACUGACAAAAUCAUACACGUAUUCGAAAGUCAUGGUCUUGAAUACUAAAACAGCCCAGUAGGCCAAGCAUAUGACGGUGCUUCAGUUAUUCAGGCGUCCAGGCACGCGUUAAAGAACAAGCAAAGCAUGCCUUUUACAUCCACUGCAGUGCACACUGUCUAAACUUAGUUUUAGUGGAUACAGUCAAAGCUGUCCCUGUGGUAGGACAGGUUCUUCUCCUUACUAGAAAGACUAUGUCUUCACAGCUGGGUCAUAUGUGCAUAAAAAAUGGCUUAGUGUACAAAGAGAGAUGUACCCAGGUGCACCUAGAGAGCUUCAGAGACUAAGUGACACUCGCUGGGCAUGUCGAUAUAUGGCUCUACAUACUAUUAGGGAUAGAUUGCCUGCAAUUAAGUGAGUCCUGCAAGACAUAGUCCAAGAACACAAUGGUAACAUCUGUUGAGGCAUGAGGUCUGCUUGCACAGAUAGAUUUACAAUUCAUUGUGUGCCUUGUUACACUCCAUAAACGUUUUGGAGAAGCAACAUUUCUAUCAGAUAUGCUACAGUCUUCAUCACUUGACCUGUCAAAGGCUGUUGAUUUAGUUGAAGCCUUAGUUCAAACUUUGAAUGACUACAGGGAUGAGUCAUUUUUUGACGACUUAUGGGAUGAAGUGUUGAACACAGCUGAGCAAUGUUAUACUGCAAUACAGCCCCCUGCAAAACAACCAAAAAAGCUAAGGUCUCAAUUUAAUGGAGACUGUGUACUCAGUACAGUAGGUCAGAUUCAGAAAUAGAUAAAGACAGUUUUCGUACAACCUUUUUCUACCCUGUCUUAGAUCAGAUGCUCAAUGAGCUCAACAGACGAUUCUCUAGCAAAAACUGUGACAUAAUGAAUGGCGUCCAAACUCUAAACCCCAAAGGUGAUGCAUUUCUCAAAGAGAAGUCCCUGUUUCCAUUUGCUAGAAUGUAUGAAUCAAAUAUUGAGGACUUGGGGCAUGAACUACAUCAGUUCAGAAUAAUUUUACAAAAGAAAAUACAAUGGCGAAUAAAAAUGUAAGGUAAAUAAUAAAUUGUUGAAUGAUUAUAAACAUGGUCUUUUGCCUAUUAAUACAGUUUAGAAAACAAUGUCUAAUGUAACUGGCCCCUCUAACAGUACAACUGGCUUCAGGCUGGCCCCCCCAGUUGAAAUGGUCUAGAACUGCCACUGCAACCACAGUCAACAGUAACAUAAUCCACUGAAUAAAUUCAUCACAUCUGUAUUAAGAUAUAAAAACGUGAGUAUGCUGAGUUCAUGAAACCUUUGAAAGUCUGCCCCCUUCUGAAGAAUAAUUGUCACUAACCUAUAUACAUGUAUACAAAAAAACCAACUUAUAAAGCUGCAUUUAAAAAAACCUGACAGUACUACAAAAAAUGUUAAUCAUUACAGGUUGAAUAUUUCCUACUUAAUUCAACAUGGUUGCAAUCUACCAUGCCUCAGAGCCCUUGGUUACUAGACGUACAAGUUUAGACAAUUUCUAAAUUGUACAAAAAAUAAAUAAAAAUGUCCUUUCCUAGUGCUGGAAUCUGAGCAAAGUGUCUACAGUAGGCAGCAAAUAGCCUUAUUAGUUCCCAGAUGAGACACCCUCCUUGUUCUGUUAAAAUAGGAGCAACAUACACUACUCAAAAAAAUAAAGGGAACACUUAAACAACACAAUGUAACUCCAAGUCAAUCACACUUCUGUGAAAUCAAACUGUCCACUUAGGAAGCAACACUGAUUGACAAUACAUUUCACAUGCUGUUGUGCAAAUGGAAUAGACAACAGGUGGAAAUUAUAGGCAAUUAGCAAGACACCCCCAAUAAAGGAGUGGUUUUGCAGUUGGUGACCACAGACUACUUCUCAGUUCCUAUGCUUCCUGGCUGAUGUUUUGGUCACUUUUGAAUGCUGGCGGUGCUUUCACUCUAGUGGUAGCAUGAGACGGAGUCUACAACCCACACAAGUGGCUCAGGUAGUGCAGCUCAUCCAGGAUGGCACAUCAAUGCGAGCUGUGGCAAGAAGGUUUGCUGUGUCUGUCAGCGUAGUGUCCAGAGCAUGGAAGCGCUACCAGGAGACAGGCCAGUACAUCAGGAGACGUGGAGGAGGCCGUAGGAGGGCAACAACCCAGCAGCAGGACUGCUACCUCCGCCUUUCUGCAAGGAGGAGCAGGAGGAGCACUGCCAGAGCCAUGCAAAAUGACCUCCAGCAGGCCACAAAUGUGCAUGUGUCUGCUCAAACGGUCAGAAACAGACUCCAUGAGGGUGGUAUGAGGGCCCGACGUCCACAGGUGGGGGUUGUGUUUACAGCCCAACACCGUACAGGACGUUUGGCAUUUGCCAGAGAACUCCAAGAUUGGCCAAUUCGUCACUGGUGCCCUGUGCUCUUCACAGAUGAAAGCAGGUUCACACUGAGCACAUGUGACAGAGUCUGGAGACGCCAUGGAGAACGUUCUGCUGCCUGCAACAUCCUCCAGCAUGACCGGUUUGGCGGUGGGUCAGUCAUGGUGUGGUCUGGCAUUUCUUUGGGGGGCCGCACAGCCCUCCAUGUGCUCGCCAGAGGUAGCCUGACUGCCAUUAGGUACCGAGAUGAGAUCCUCAGACCCCUUGUGAGACCAUAUGCUGGUGCGGUUGGCCCUGGGUUCCUCCUAAUGCAAGACAAUGCUAGACCUCAUGUGGCUGGAGUGUGUCAGCAGUUCCUGCAAGAGGAAGGCAUUGAUGCUAUGGACUGGCCCGCCCGUUCCCCAGACCUGAAUCCAAUUGAGCACAUCUGGGACGUCAUGUCUCGCUCCAUCCACCAACGCCACGUUGCACCACAGACUGUCCAGGAGUUGGCGGAUGCUUUAGUCCAGGUCUGGGAGGAGAUCCCUCAGGAGACCAUCCGCCACCUCAUCAGGAGCAUGCCCAGGCGUUGUAGGGAGGUCAUACAGGCACGUGGAGGCCACACACACACUACUGAGCCUCAUUUUGACUUGUUUUAAGGACAUUACAUCAAAGUUGGAUCAGCCUGUAGUGUGGUUUUCCACUUUAAUUUUGAGGAUGACUCCAAAUCCAGACCUCCAUGGGUUGAUAAAUUUGAUUUCCAUUAAUAAUUUUUGUGUGAUUUUGUUGUCAGCACAUUCAACUAUGUAAAGAAAAAAGUAUUUAAUAAGAUUAUUUCAUUCAUUCAGAUCUAGGAUGUGUUAUUUUAGUGUUCCCUUUAUUUUUUUGAGCAGUGUAUUUCUCACUGAAGUGUUUUCAGGAUGCCACUCAUGCUACCAGUGUGGUACUUGAGGAGGAGGAGGACAUUAGCUAACCCUCCUCAGUGGAUUAGGGUGUGUGUGUGUGGCUUGCCCCCCCCCCCAGUCCUCUCCCCCUGGUCUUUCCCCAUCAGUGUAAAAAGCAUGUCAGGUCCUCUCGUAUCUCUGCCUCAUCCCAGGGUCCCUGUAUGUUAUCCUUGUCACUCUGCAGUCGGAUCAACUGCAGAGUCAGUCUCCCAACGCUGCAGCCAGCUCCCCCUGGCCACACACCCAAACCCCCGGGGGGCGUGCUCCCUCAGCUGCUGCAGCAGGCAAGGCCACAGGGUGAAAACUAACAGGGUCCAGCAGAGCAUGCUGAAGGUAUGGAGGGAGAGGAGUCCAGGCCCCAAGAGGUGGGGAGGCGAGAGGCCAGGCAGACUGAGGUGAACAGGACAGCGUUGAAAGAGGCUCCCAGGGGGAGUGGGCUGGGUGUAGGGGAAGGCCACCAGGUGGGCCAGCAGCAGCAACGCUGUCAUGGCGUACACCGUGUCUGUACUGACGGACUCUUAACGUCCUGAGGACAGGAGAGAACCCGAAGGUGAAGGAGAGGAAGAUGGAGGCACUCUGCAGGUCAGACCAACGUGUACACUGGUGGCUGUCUGAAUUCUCCCGCGGAGCCAGCGUUUGGUAGAGUCCGUAGCCCAGCAGGGCACAGAGCAGGCCGCUCCACAGCAGAGUGGAGGAGGAGAGCAGGCCCUGGAGGGAGAGAAGAUAGGGGCUAGACUUUACACAUGGCCUAAUGUGGCAAAGGAGUCUAAAACUGAAUUACAACCUAUUCCCUAUUAUAGUGCACAACUUUUGACUACAACCCUAGCUAUAUGAUUUACACUAUUGUUCUGGUCACAUUAGUGCACUAUGUGGAGAGUAGGUUGUCAUUAGAGCUUCACUGUAAGGUGUGUACCUGCUCCAUGUACAACCAGCAAGUGAGGAACAGAGCCACACAGGAGAUCUGUUGUGCCACCAGUCCUGCCUCCCGCACCACGGCCCAGUAGCGAUAUUGGCGGAGGCCCUCGUUCCUCCUGAGCUCCUCCAUGAAGCGGCAGUCCACGUAGUUAUCAGGGAAUGGCUGGCACUCCUAUAGCACCUUCCUCCAGGACACCGCUGGGCCUGGGGCCACCCCCAUCAACUGGACAAACACACCAGUCAUAACAUUUACAUUUUAGUAAUUUAGCAUAACCAUAGGCAAAUGAUUAAUCACAUAGAUCACAACUAGUAUAUUCCCUAUACUGCCCCACACAGCGACCACACCCUUCUGUCACACACGUCAUACCAGAAAUGAUAGAAUGAUGACAGAUGUCUUUCAUUAGUAGAAAUAAACAAACUACAGAGACAUGGGUAGUCAAAUUGGUGCUAUCGUUUCAGAGCACAACAUUAUCACAUAAAAAUGUAUGACAAGCACUGCCAGGUUUGUCUUGAAAGCUGAUAAUGGUUGUUAGCCAGUUAGCUAGCUAAAACGGCUAUCUGUGUCUUAGCUCUGGUAUUCCUAAAUACACUGCUCAAAAAAAUAAAGGGAACACUAAAAUAACACAUCCUAGAUCUGAAUGAAUGAAAUAAUCUUAUUAAAUACUUUUUUCUUUACAUAGUUGAAUGUGCUGACAACAAAAUCACACAAAAAUUAUUAAUGGAAAUCAAAUUUAUCAACCCAUGGAGGUCUGGAUUUGGAGUCAUCCUCAAAAUUAAAGUGGAAAACCACACUACAGGCUGAUCCAACUUUGAUGUAAUGUCCUUAAAACAAGUCAAAAUGAGGCUCAGUAGUGUGUGUGGCCUCCACGUGCCUGUAUGACCUCCCUACAACGCCUGGGCAUGCUCCUGAUGAGGUGGCGGAUAGUCUCCUGAGGGAUCUCCUCCCAGACCUGGACUAAAGCAUCCGCCAACUCCUGGACAGUCUGUGGUGCAAUGUGGCGUUGGUGGAUGGAGUGAGACAUGAUGUCCCAGAUGUGCUCAAUUGGAUUCAGGUCUGGGGAACGGGCGGGCCAGUCCAUAGCAUCAAUGCCUUCCUCUUGCAGGAACUGCUGACACACUCCAGUCACAUGAGGUCUAGCAUUGUCUUGCAUUAGGAGGAACCCAGGGCCAACCGCACCAGCAUAUAGUCUCACAAGGGGUCUGAGGAUCUCAUCUCGGUACCUAAUGGCAGUCAGGCUACCUCUGGCGAGCACAUGGAGGGCUGUGCGGCCCCCCAAAGAAAUGCCACCCCACACCAUGACUGACCCACCGCCAAACCGGUCAUGCUGGAGGAUGUUGCAGGCAACAGAACGUUCUCCACGGCGUCUCCAGACUCUGUCACGUCUGCCACGUGCUCAGUGUGAACCUGCUUUCAUCUGUGAAGAGCACAGGGCGCCAGUGGCGAAUUUGCCAAUCUUGGUGUUCUCUGGCAAAUGCCAAACGUCCUGCACAGUGUUGGGCUGUAAGCACAACCCCCACCUGUGGACGUCGGGCCCUCAUACCACCCUCAUGGAGUCUGUUUCUGACCGUUUGAGCAGACACAUGCACAUUUGUGGCCUGCUGGAGGUCAUUUUGCAGGGCUCUGGCAGUGCUCCGCCUGCUCCUCCUUGCAGAAAGGCGGAGGUAGCAGUCCUGCUGCUGGGUUGUUGCCCUCCUACGGCCUCCUCCACGUCUCCUGAUGUACUGGCCUGUCUCCUGGUAGCGCCUCCAUGCUCUGGACACUACGCUGACAGACACAGCAAACCUUCUUGCCACAGCUCGCAUUGAUGUGCCAUCCUGGAUGAGCUGCACUACCUGAGCCACUUGUGUGGGUUGUAGACUCCGUCUCAUGCUACCACUAGAGUGAAAGCACCGCCAGCAUUCAAAAGUGACCAAAACAUCCUGCCAGGAAGCAUAGGAACUGAGAAGUGGUCUGUGGUCACGACCUGCAAAACCAGUCCUUUAUUGGGGGCGUCUUGCUAAUUGCCUAUAAUUUCCACCUGUUGUCUAUUCCAUUUGCACAACAGCAUGUGAAAUGUAUUGUCAAUCAGUGUUGCUUCCUAAGUGGACAGUUUGAUUUCACAGAAGUGUGAUUGACUUGGAGUUACAUUGUGUUGUUUAAGUGUUCCCUUAAUUUUUUUGAGCAGUGUAGCUGUCAUUCAACAACAGAACUAUCCUGUAAAGAUACCACAGACCCUGUCCCUGUUACAUUUCUGUUAUAACUACACAUUAUUUCAGUAAAAAGUGAUCUUCAGAUUUUACCUGCGAGGGACUGGUGCCGCGUACAAAACAACUGGUAUUAGGAUAUUAGGAACUAGGAUAUUUCCGACUUCAGUGCGUUCAAGACAACAGGGAAAUCUUUCUAGAGCAGGGUUUCCCAAACUCAGUCCUAGGCCCCGGCCUCCUGGGUGCAUGUUUAGUUUUUUCCCCUAGCACUACACAGCUGAUUCAAAUAACCAACUCAUCAUCAAGCUUUAAUUAUUUGAAUCAGCUGUGUAGUGGUAGGGCAAAAACCAGAACGUGCACCCAGGGUGGCCCCAGGACCGAGUAUGGGAAACCCUGUUCUACAGCUCCGGCUUUCCGACCUGAAGAUCACGGACAUCAUGUUUUGACCUCAUUUUUUUCCCCCGAGUUCCCAGUUGUCUUGAAAGCACAUACCAAAGACAGUACAGUAUGAAGAUAAUCAGAAACUGCUUCUCCAAUAGAAAUCCCGUAUCACACUUGUAGGCAAUGAUGAUAAUAUCAAUAACAUCCAUAUUGUUUUCAUUAUUAAUCUCCAUUAUUCGCUACACCCUUUUGGGGCUUGUCUAAUGUCUUACCUCGACGUCUGUGUUUCAAACGGGACACCUUUGAACCUUUUUUCAGCCAUCGUUUUAUUUACAUACUGUACCAUCUUUGACCAUGAGCUGGAUCACUCAUUGAGCUAUAACAAGAACGGUGUCGCUCCUAAAAUCUCUUCAUUCCACUACCCAGAAGGGAGGUCCUGAAAAUGUUAAAUAUUAAACAAGCUUGAAAGGGUUUCAUUAAUUGGUUUCAUAUUUUGUUGAUUCAGGCCAGCAACAAGAGACAAUAAAUAAAACAGAAAAGUUAAAAGACCCUAAUAACCAUCUAACUGGUUUCAUAACUAUUGAUGUCUGUGUCCAGGUGUCUGUGGUGAACAUGUGUGGUCACUCCUCCUCCUCCUCCAUCCUGGGGAAGCUCUACCAGCAGACUGCCCUGCCUAGCAACAGGUAAUAACACACAAUAACCCCCCCCACACACACGUCCUAGAGACCCCUGUAUCUGUCCGUAGUCAAUACCCAGUCCAGAGGAGUAAACCCUGGCCCUACGCCCCCCACUUGAUGGCCCUGGCUCCUGUACCAGUAACACCCAGACCUCUCCUCUGCAGCAUCCGGACCAGCAGAGGGACAGAAUCAACCACACCCACCACGGUAAGCAUAGGGUGAGGGGAUUAGGACUACAGUUCAACUAAUGAAUGAAUGUUGGGAUGAUAGAGUUAGGGACUACAGACAGGCUUUAGUGUUGACAGUCCUAUGAUCAGGGGUUAAAUUGGGCAUUUUGGAGUUGAAGUUAUCCUAAAACUAGCUUCAUGUCCACAUCCUGGUUCAACCCAAACCCUAAAUACAACUAACCCUAGCUUUAUGUUCAACCCAAACCUUGGUUUGUCAUACUUUUCUCUUCGGACCCAUAAAACUGCAGGAGCUUGGCACCGGCUCAAUUUAACCACGGCUUAUGAGUGACAAUGUGUGUUGACCAUCUCUGACCCUAGCUGCAGGCAGGAACCCCUCAUAGCUCAGCCAGAGAGAGGCAGGACCGGAGCAGGGUGUGGCCGUGUGGACAGAGACUGAGGGGAAGGUAGGGACACACACAAUGACACACGGAUGUAAGGAAGAUGCACUUUUAGCAUGUAUUUUGUUUUCCAGUUCCUCACGCAACCUUUUCCCUCUUGUACUCUGCUCACAUCCCCAAUCUCAGUUUGCGUCCUCUGUGUAUAGUGGAGGUCUCCAGUCCGACGGUUGAACAGUGUCGAGGGAUACAACCGCUCUGUCAGCCCCUCAGAACAAAAAAAAACCCCACCAGUCAGCUCCUGAAGGUUAGUAUUGGCCCAAAACCAAAGAACACCAGGGUCAGAAAAGUAGGAUUGUUUAAUUUGCACACCAAAAAGCCUUUUCUAUUUGUAAAAGCAGGAGUUGGUUAAAAUGUUAACAGAUCAUGUAUUGUUUUGCCGUGUGUGCUGUUCACUGUUCUACCAUAAGAUGGUGAUGUGGCACUUCUCAUCAACACUGCAGCACAGCAGGAGGCUGUAGAGAAGAAAUAA
Molecule: messenger RNA, 11011 nt
Organism: Coregonus sp. 'balchen'
Lineage: Eukaryota; Metazoa; Chordata; Actinopteri; Salmoniformes; Salmonidae
Source: the annotation of a GenBank genome assembly